This is a messenger RNA of Brassica rapa (field mustard), 6106 nucleotides long. RefSeq lists its product as uncharacterized. NCBI's taxonomy places the organism in Eukaryota, Viridiplantae, Streptophyta, Magnoliopsida, Brassicales, Brassicaceae. The record is from RefSeq and is a predicted model, not a curated record.
GCUUUCUAGUUUUAGUUAUAGUUUAAAACCCAUCUAAAUCAUUGGUUGCACUUAGAUUAAGUGAGUACUUGCAUUCUCAGUGCUUUGAUAUUCCUCAGAACUGGUUCGACAAUCUUCUAUACUACAACAUUUGUCUUAGGAGCCUUGAAAACUCCUAACAUCAGUAUGCCACUUAAGAAUGGAGAACACACGGUAUUCUUUAGUAAAAGGCGAAAGAAUAGUUCGCUUUGUGUUCACCACAUGGCUGCGUGAGUGUUCCAUGAAAGGUUGCUCCUCUAUUUAUAUCAAGAUUUACAGUACCAAACUUUCUCUCCUCUCCGAUGUGGGUGCUCUUAAGCGUCAUUACUAAUUUCCUCACUGAUAACAGCCCGUUAGUAAUCUCCUGACUGAUAAGGGCCCGUCACUAGUUUCCUUAUCGCUAACAGCCUAUUCACCACAUGUAUGGAGCUAAGAUUGGGUUACUGUAAUUUAAAGUAAUUAUCCAGAAUUGAUCAAAAGAAUAGCAUCCAAUAGUUGAGUAACGUGUAAGAAAAUGGCCAAAUAUCUUUACAGUAAACACUAAAGAUACUCAAAUGUAAUGUCAACCAAGAUCACUGAUUCAUAUUGGCAGUUUGGUCCCAACUUUCGAACUAUAGGAGCAGAGAGAAUAUAUGUUCAGCUAUGCCUUUUUGAUUUCUUAUAUAGGAGAAGUGUGGCUAUGCUUCUUUCUUUAGCAUUCUCCAUGUCAAUAUAUAGUUAUGGUCUCCUUUUUAUGAACAAGUCAUCUUGUUAUACAGUUGCAGUAUUUGUAUUCUGGAUGUAGUUAAUAAAAGUUAUGUCCCAACCAUACUAACUGCAUAUAAUUUAUAUAUUGUGGAACCACCACUUCGGCAUAAUAAUCGGGCUGGGCCAUGUUUACUUCAGCAUAAUAAUCGCACCACUGCAUGAACUAAAUAUAAAUAUUAUAUUUUAGAUGUAACCACCAUUUUUUCUCCGAUCUAUACUUAGAGGUUUCUGUCAUCUUCUAUUUGGUACCUAAUUAUAUGGUCAAUAUCAAAUUUAAAUUCUGAGUAUAUUUUAAUGUGUAUUUGAUAUUUUUUUUGAUAAUCCAGGUAAUUCAGGUAAUUCGGACACUCCGAAGAGGACCCAACUAGAGCUUAAGUACAGUUUCACCGAAGGCAUCCUGAAAGUAUUUUAAUGUGUAUUUGAUAUAAUUAUGGAAGUAUUAUUUAUAAAGAUAUAUUCUAAGGACUUUAAUUUAACAAGUUUAAAAAAAGUUAUUUGAUUAAAAAUAUUUAUUAAAUGUGAUUUUACUUAAAAUUAGUGAAAACCAUAUUAACCCAUUUACACACACACAUAUAACAUAAUAUAUUACAAAUUAUGUUUUUCAAGUACAUUUCAAAAAAUUUGUUUGGUUUUCUGUGCGGGUUAGAUUUAAUAUUAGUUUUCGGAUAUAAUAUUUUAAGAACCGCUCGAGUAUAUAGACCAGAUCUAAUAGAAUAAGACUGUAUGAGAUUUUGAUUUUAGGGUCGAUUUCGAGUUAAGUUUUUUAGGUAUGAAUAUUCUUGACCAAUUAUGUUAGGUAACUACUAAAAAAAUCUAAUAGGUUGCACACUUUAGGAAUACAGUUUAAAAAUAAUUUCUGGAAUACAUAUGGCAUAAGUGUAUAAUUAUGUAACUUGACAUAUUUAAUAUAGUUACCAAAAACUAAAUUAAAUUAAUAUUAAACACAAAUAUAAUUGGAAAAUUCUCACAAAUACCACAUUCAUAGUACCACUUUUCAUGUUUACACUAAACACUUUUAUCCUCACUUUUGAUGAAGGAUAAAAGAAACUUAUAUCCAUAGGGUUAACUAAUAUAGACUAAAAAUUUUUGAAAUGUGAAAUUUAUGAUUAUAAUAAAUAUAUAAAUAAAUACUUAAAAAAUAUAAUUGUUUUUAAAAAAUAGUUUCAAACAUAAUUUUUGAUUUUCAAAAAGAAUUUUUGAAAAAAAACUCGAAAAAUUUCAAUUUUUUUUUUAAAAAAAUAUCGAAUUUGAUAAAGUAUAAUUCGAAAACAAUUUUUUUAAUUUAAAUAAUGAUUUAUUAUAUAUAUAGAGAACAAGAAUAUAAGAGUCUUUUGCCACUUAAUGAAGAAUAUAUUUUUGAAAAUGUCUCUUUAGUGAUAACAAAGAUGAAAAACGAUAUCAUGUAAGUGGUAAAUAUGAAAUUCCCCCAAUAUAAUUACAAAAAAUAACACAAAUAUAAAAAUUAAAUUUCUCAAAAAAUAUAUAUAUAUAUACCCGCCCUUGUAGUAUUGUAUGUGUUUAAAAUGCUAUUCCAUCCGUUCUUAAAAGAUCCAUAUUUUAGAAUUUUCACACUUUUUAAUAAAACUUAUUAAAACUUAGCUAUGAAUGCAAAGUUUUUAGUAAUUUUAUAUUUCCUAGAUUUUUAAAUCAAUAAGAUUUUAAGAAAUGCAAUUAAUGUUCUUGAACUUCACAACUUCUCAUUAUUAGUUGACAAAAAUUACAUUGGAAAUUUAAAAUAUGUAUCUUUUUGAAACAAAAGUUUUCUCUAGAAUAUUGAUCUUUUAGUAACGGAGAGAGUACAUUAUAAAAUUUCGAGCAUUUUCAAAAGACUAUAUAUUUUAGAGUUUUCAAAAAUCUUUUUUUUUUAAGUUUCAAAGUGUUUUUCUCCAAAAGCAAAACUUCAAAUUUAACUUUGAAAUCAUUUGUACUUUACACUAUGGUUUUUAUAUUUGUCAUAAUUAAUAUAAAUCCAUAAAACUUUUAUAAAUAAUAAGCACGUAUAAGAAAAUACUAAAGUAAUGUUAAUUAAUAAAAUCUUACACUAAACUAUAAAAUUAUAAAUAAAAAUAUAUAACUAAAUAUUAAACUACAAGCAAAAUACCACAUUAUUUCAUAAAAUUAUUUAUGUAAUUCUUCAUCUUCGGUAACACAAAAUUUGUUUGGACAAUGUUUUAGAGAUUUUGGAGAUUCCGGAGCAAAUUUACUAGACUAUUAAAAUUCUUGCAAUGUAUAAAUUUGUGUAACAAUUAUAUCUUCAUGUAUCUUCUUAAAAUAUUUUUUUAUUAAGUUUCUUUUGUAAUAUUCUUGCUGUUUAAUUGUAGUUUUAAAAUAUUAAAAAUCUUAUUUAAUUUUUUUAUUUAACUUUAUGUGUAAAAUUUGUAUCCAGAAAACAAAUUUGAAAUAUUUAUGAUAUACACAAGUUUUAAGGAUUAAAAAAAUAAAUGAAAAAUACUUAAUAGUCAUAAAUCUGAUGUGUAAUUAAUUAUAAUGACCAAAAUGCAAAUAAAAAUAAAAAAAAACUUCAAAAGUACGAAACUUCACUUCUUAAAACUGUCAAUUUGAAGUUUUGAAGUUUUUUUUUGGAGAGUAAAAAACUCUACUUUUAAAGUUAUAAAGUUUUUUUUGGAGAUACUCUUAUACUGAUAAAAAUUCUUCAUAAACCUUAUGGUAUUUUGAAUUUUUUGCUUUUGCAUGGUAAUCUUAUAAAAUAAAACUCCAGAUGUGGUAUUUUUAAAAAAAUGCUCUUGUUCUAUGUAUAUGAUAGCCAUAUGUAUAUCGAAUACAAUAUUUGCUAUCCUUUUUCUGUUGUGUUGAUUCCAAGUUCCUUUUGUUUUGUAUUAUUGAUAUGUAUCACAAGUUGCAAAUUGCGAAGACAACAAUAGAGUCAGCCCUUUGUUAUUGAUGAAUCUUACAUCACUUUAGCGAAUCUAACUUGACCUUGAUCUGGUCCUUUAUAUACUUAUAUUCCCCAUCAUAUAUACAGUUUUAUUUUAUUUUGCGCUCAUCAGACUAUAGCAUUGAUCAGUAACAAUAGAUUGGUAUACAAUGUCACCCCCUAGUUCUUUUCAAACCUCCAUAUAAACAUCAUUUUUGUCGUUGCUUCUUCAGUGUUUUCUUGUUUAUAAACUAAACACGUUAAAUUUUUAUUUUGUUUUACAUCAAUGAUCCUACUUAUAUGUCAGUCUCUUAAGUCUUAACAAUGAUUUUCAGCUGAUACGUACUUAAGAAUUAUAUUGAAACAUGAGACGUUCAUGGUGUCUACGAACGUGAGAAAACACGUACUGCCUAAAUAUAGCGAAUGUAAGAUUUACUAUACCUGUUUUAGUAGUGACAAAAAACAGAAUAAACAACACACACAUAACAUUUAAAUUAUGAUUCUUAAAAGUACAAUCUCUUUUUUUAAACACAAAAAGUAUAAUCUCAUAUAUGCAAUAUUCUGUUCUGAUGGAACUAUACCGAACUAAACAUAACAAACUUCACAACGAGCAAAAGGUUAUUCUCUACAAUGUUCUAGAACGAAAAGUCAUUUGCAAAUACUUUGGAAAGCAUAUUGCAUAUUAUCUGCCUCGAAAAUAUUCAUUGACUUUAGUGUGUGGGCACGCAAUAUGUCCCUCACGGGAAUGAUUUCGAGGAUUCUACUUCAAUUGAUACGAUUACCACUUUUGGCAGCGUACGUCCCGCGUAACCUUUUGGAAAGUAUUCUCACUAUUUUAGAAAAAAAUCAUAACUAGACACAAAACUAGUCUAACUUAACAGAAAGAUAAUUAUAUUCCCUCUUCGAUGCCUGACUAGAUCGAAAAGGCCCAUCAAACAAGCAAUGUAUGAAGUCCACAAGCAGUUAGGCUAAGUUCGAAGUCAAAACGUACCUCGACAACCACACAUAGUAUGGGUUCAACAGUAUGACAGUAUCGCCUGCACGUUGGGAUCAUGCCCAACUGCAGCCUCUUCACGUGGGGAAAGUACAUCAGAGAGCUUAACCUCAUAGAAAAUGGCAUCAAACACAUUGAUAUUGAAUACAAACCACUUUCUAACCAGGUCAUAACUAAAUAAAAUAUUGACAUUCAACUCUAAAUUGUAAAUUUUUUUUUGUUAAUUGUUAAAAUAAAUUUAUCUUUAACUCCCAAAAUUAUAAAACGGAUCCUGUUUCGAAUCACACACUUUAAUAUUACGAGAUUUCCGAUCUACUACGUGUCUUUUUAUUCUCGAGUUAAAAUUUACUCCUAUAAACUAUAAAUUUCAACUUAUAUAAAAGACAGAUCACAGAUGUAGUCAAAGUUUUUUUUUUGGUAAAAAUGUAGUCAAAGUUUUCAACUAUAAAUAUGAAGACACGACUGUUAAUAAGAGUCGCAUAAAACAACUGUGAAAUCUUCACGUGUCUUCUCUUAUGUUUCAUCACAUGUUCUCUCCUUUCUUCGCCUCUCUCACAAAAUUUAAUCCUUUCUCUUUUUGGCAUUCCUAGGCCCCUUUCGUAAUCCAUCUUCCGAAAACAAACCCUUUAAAUUUUGCAUACAUACAUAUCCAUCUACACAACUUUAGCAUGGACAAGAAGAAGACUGUUGCUCCUCAAUCUUCCUCCUCCUCAUCUUCUUCGUCCUUUGACCAUAUAUUUGGUCCAAGAGUCUCUUCUCCGCCUUCUUCAUCAACCACUGGAUUGUUCAAUUCCAUCUUCCCACGACCCUCUGAGAGGAUGUUGGGAAGGCAAAUGGACUUUGCAAGCCGAGGUGGACAUGUGAAGUAUCAAUCUCCAAGUGAACGAGGAGAAAGAAGCAACAAAAAGGAUAAAAAGAGUUACCAUAAUGAGGAAACAGAACCACCAUGCAACUUGAGCUCAUCCAUUUACUAUGGAGGCCAAGAGAACUAUUCCUCUACAACGACUACCACCAAAGAUACUAUGCAGUACAAGAAAGAUGGAGAUGAAGGCGAUUCCAAAAGCGCAUCAAGAGGAAACUGGUGGGAAGGGUCGCUUUAUUACUAACAUGCACUGCAUGUCUUGCAAUCCUGAUUUCGAGCAACUGCUAAGGAUUAAGAGACGUCAUGGUCUAUCUUAAUAUGAAAUGUAAUAACAAGUAAAAAUCAUAUAGCAACUAUAUAUAACUCUGUUACAAAAAAAAACUAUAUAUAACUACAAAAUUAAAGAGUGUAGUAUAUAUAUUGUAAAAAGAAGAGUGACUUGUUCUUGACGUGUUGCUUUGUUUUGUUUACGGAAACCAAAGCAUUAGGACACGCCUCUUUCUGAUAUAUAUAAAUGGUUGUAAUAUUGUCUAUGUGAUGUGAUGCUUUAUGAAUAAUUGUAAUAGUACUUUAUAUUUAUAUGGUAAUGAAUAAUCAUAUUUUAUUACUA